AUGUACUGUAUUGUUUUCUCAAAUUCUUGUUGCGCACGUUCAUCCCCGCGCCUCGUACGAGCAAUUUCCCAGUGCUGUCACCAGCAUUGUGCCAAUGGCCGAGUGCGACAUCACCUCUCUCUAGACCAUACGUCGUCCUAUUUUUGUUCUCAACGGCUCCAUUUCAUCCAUACUUCUUUGUGGCACUUGCCCAUCAAGACGCAGGAAGUAUCGCUGUGCGCCGGCCUCCGCAGCGCCAUGGGAUCUACCACGCCCCCGUCCACCAGGUCAGGGCAUCUUUGCAUGCUGACGAGGCUGCCCCUGGACAUUUUGCAGCUUGUAUUCUUACACAAACCUGAUCUGAAAUCUCUCUCCCUGACUUCAAAAUCUAUGCACACGUUUAUUGCCAGAAUCCUCUGGCGAUCGAUCAUGAUCAGGCCAUGGAGUGAAUAUCACUUACACAAAAUUCCCGAUGCAUUCCCGUCGCCAAACUUUGCGCGCCUUGCCACACACGUCCGUUUCCAUACGAAUAUGCAAUACGCUACCUUGUCUAGAUGUCCCCACCUGAAAGACGACCCCCAUGUAUGGGACUCCGACGAAGGCGGUUUUGAUUCUGACGGCGACGUCGAGCUCGAACCACGUUUCAAGCAGCUCUCUCAAAGGGCAAAGCUUUUGCUAGACGAAUUCACGGACAACCAAUUGCAAGUACCUAGUUGGGGUCUGGGUACAUGCGUGCCGCCGGAAAUUCUCGAUACGAACGGGAUCCUCUCACGAAAACAUCAUCGGAUUCGGUAUUUGAGUUUGACAACAGACUACGCCUGCAGUCAGCAUGAAUAUUAUCAUGACCACUGUAAUAUUGACUUGGCCUCAUUCCGCAAUCUACGCGACCUUCGCUGGACAGGACCACGUCCAGAAGAUCUCGACACCCUUGCUAUCGCCAUUCGGACCAAUUCGCAACAUUUACAGAGCCUUCAACUAGACUUCGUGGAUUGGCAAGAACUGCGAGAGAACCUGGGCUACAUCGGCGAUGAGGAAGACGAGAACGGGAUUGCCGCACCAGAUAUAUUCGUUUACGGAAUUCUUGGAUUGAGUGACCGGUCUCCACGUCCUAUCUUGCCAGCUAUCCGUACUAUCCGUACCUUGCACCUUUCACACGUACCUGUGGCGGCUGCGAUGGUACGCGUGCUGAACUUCAACAGCUUACAAUCCCUCACCUUGCGAAUCUGCCCCGGUAUGGACGAGUUCCUGAAGCGGGUUCUGCAAAGUAAGCUGCGCAUUAGAUUAGAGAGACUCGAAAUACAGGAAGCAGAGGGCCGCGGGUUAGCGUUGGGCCAUGUCCCCGAUUGCCUGGACGCCUUUGAGGGGCUCACGGAGCUUUGCCUCGGUCAAACUGGUUCGGCCGCACCAUUGGAUCUCUUAAAACGAAUUCGUCGGCGCCAUGCAACUCUCAGGCGAUUGGUACUACACCAUCGAACCCGCGCCAGGCUACCCAAUUCUGAAGAGGCGUGCGACUUGCCCGACAUGGGUAUAUCGAAGUUUGAGCUAGCCCAGAUGCGAAAAGAGCCUGCACGGAAUCCCUUUUCAAAGCUUGACCUCGAGUUCCUAGGUCUGAGCUGUGUUCCCGAGCUCCUGGUAAGUAGUCCCGACAUAGACGAUGUGGACGAACUAACGGCGAUGCCCGCUAGCAACAUCUUCUGCUCCCCUUUAGGUCGAAGGCGACACUAA
Molecule: messenger RNA, 1704 nt
Organism: Purpureocillium lilacinum
Lineage: Eukaryota; Fungi; Ascomycota; Sordariomycetes; Hypocreales; Ophiocordycipitaceae
Source: RefSeq, a predicted model, not a curated record